UCCAGGCCUAUUUAUAUAAAUAGUAUAUAACACAUUGGCUAGUGUCAAGAUCUUGCUAAUUAUUUUGUGCAAUAUGAAGGCUUCAUUGCAUUUGCAGAAGAAGGAAAGAUCAUAAAGGUUAUGCUAAGUUUCAGUUUCGAUUCACUCACCAGCUCCCUUCUAAACACAUAGUGUUCCUGUUAGUGUUCCGAACCAAUUGGAAAGAAUAUAACGUUGUUUAACCGGUUGAAGAAAUGACGGAAUCGACCAUAACUAAACUUAUUUGUGCUAACCAUGGAUCAAUGAACGUCGAUGAAUUAGAUGCGAAUUUUUACAGUGACUUGCCCGUCUCGGUGCGGGAUGUAAUUACGAAUCAAGCUAAAUUUUGUUUUGUUGUUUUUGACGAAGAGCAAAGGGUGUUAGCCAGGACUGGAGUUCGACUGUGCAGAUCCAGCGAUUGCCAGGGAUGCCGAAAUUUACAUUUUUGUAAACGAUUCCUGCUUGGAGAUUGCCCGUUCAGUCGGAGAAGAGGAGGAUGUCGCUUCAACCAUGACCUGACUUCGGGGGACAACAGCAGAGUCCUGAAAGAACACGGACUGGAGGAACUGAACAGAUCUGAGCUGUGCACCCUGCUGCUUCAGAAUGAUGGCUUUAUCUUACCACCAGUGUGCCACAACUACAACAACGGUGUUGGAGAGUAUGGCAAAUGCCAGGAUGGCGAGACAUGCAAGAGGCUCCACAUCUGUGAGAUGUAUCUCAGGGGUAGCUGCAACUGUCCCAGGUGCCAUGAUUUCUACGAACCCCACCCAUUAAAAAUCCUGCAGGACAGAGGGGUGCCCAACGAGCUCAUUGCCUCCCUGAAGUCUGUGUACAUGAACAGGGAGUGGUUGCAAAAGCAAGACCAUGCCAAGCAAGGCAAGGGGCAACAUCAAAGAGAUAAAUCUGAAAUAUGUAUGUACUUCAUCAAGGGCAGUUGCAUACACGGUGAUAAGUGCUUUAAAGCCCACUCUACCAUGCCCUACCAAUGGGAGGUGAAGGAGGGACUAAACUGGACAGCUCUACAAGACAACGAGGUGAUUGAGAAGGACUAUUGCGACCCAGCAAAGACAUACAGUCGUGGAGUCCAGCCUGUGUGUUUCGAUACGAUGACCUGCGGCCUGAACAAAGCCCGGCGUCUCUCCACCGUCUCCUCUGUGCUACAGCCUAUAUUCAUCCUCACCACAGAGUGGGCCUGGUUCUGGGAGGAUCAGUUUGGAAACUGGAUCCAGUACGCAUCAGCGAUCAGUGGACACAGGGCAGCCACCAUCACCAGUGAAGACCUGGAGAAGAGGUUCCAGGAAGACAACAAGGCUGUGAUGGAGUUCACCGCGGGGUCACAGACCUAUGAACUCAGUUUCCCAGACAUGAUUCAAACAAACAAGCAGUACAACACCAAGAAGGUUGUGAGAAGACGGCCUGUGUUUGUCUCUUCAGCUGAUGCACAAACUAUCAAAACCAGCAAAAGGGCUCCGAUCAAUCACUCAAAUUUCAGAGCUUUACCAGGACACUGGGACAAGGCACAAACUCCUGAAACAGGAUACAAGAGAGUCGACCUUCCGUGCUUGUCAGUGGAGUUUAAGGAGAUUCAAGGGUUUUUUCAGAAGACCAUGAGAGGCUUCAGCAUCCGCCAAAUCGAGAGGAUUCAGAACAAAGCCCUUUGGGAAGUCUUUCAGUGGCAAAGGGAUCUCAUGAAGAAGAACAACAGAGGGAGGAAUGUGACGGAGAAACAGCUUUUCCAUGGCACAGACUCCAAAUACCUCCAUGCCAUCUGCCUUAACAACUUUGACUGGCGGAUCUGUGGACUAAACGGAACAGCCUAUGGGAAAGGGAGUUACUUUGCCAGGGAUGCCAAAUACUCCAACAGCUACACUGGCCAAUCAAAUAUGAGGUCCAUGUUUGUCUGUCGUGUGUUGGUGGGAGAUUACACCGAAGGGCACUCCCACUACCUCCGCCCCCCCUCGAAGGACGGAGGGGACACCAUCUUCUACGACAGCUGUGUGGAUGACGUCAGCAACCCCUCCAUCUUUGUGGUGUUUGAGAAGCACCAGGUGUACCCAGAGUACCUCAUCCAUUAUGGUGAUGACGACGCAUGGUCGCAAGACUACCAGCAAUACUACCGUCCAGCUCCUGUACCUGUACCUGCUCCAACACCUAGACCAGCACCAAAAUACAGACCAGCACCAACCCCUGCACCUAAAUCUGACAACUCAUGUGUCAUUAGUUGAGGCUGACUGUGAGGUGUGAACCCUUUGAUAUUAAACUGAGGCAAAAACUUAUGCUUUCUUGAAUUAGAGAAAUGGAUUUAGCACUCUGUUAAAUGUGUUUGACAAAUUACAGCUAAUCUUGGGAUGCACCUUACUAUGAUUACUAGAUGUGCAAGACCACAUGAGGGAGAAGGAUGUCUUCCCUGUAAGAGAUUGUAAUAACAACAAGUGCAUCAGUUCAACAGUUACGGGUUUCAAUCAUUUUAUGAAUGUAAUCAGUCUGUUUUCUUUGCAUUGAUGGGUUCUGACUUAAAAUAUGAAAUAUCCUUAUUCAUGUCACUGAGGAAGGGAAUGCAGAACGUUUACAUUCUGUCAGAACAUGUUAUGGUUAGACAUCAGGUAUCCUAUGGAAAGGAGAAGGGCCACAGUCUGGUACAAGUCAACAAGGCACACGUGAGUUGGGGAGAAGUGAGGAAUUUGGGACGAAAUCAAGUCAGAUGAAGUGAGAAAGAACAGGAAUCACUGAAGUCCUGUCUAGCAACGGUGAUCUAUUGGCUGUCCAGAUGUGUAGGGAGGAGACUCGGCAUAGGAGGAGGGUUUAAAUACCAGUGUAAAUAUGUCUUUGUCUUUCAGCUGUUUGAACCAUUGGGUGAAUAAACUUGGUUUGAGCUUUA
Messenger RNA from Oncorhynchus nerka (sockeye salmon), 2896 nucleotides. RefSeq lists its product as uncharacterized. Gene Ontology annotation, molecular function: metal ion binding; NAD+-protein mono-ADP-ribosyltransferase activity; NAD+ poly-ADP-ribosyltransferase activity. The transcript has 12 exons. The record is from RefSeq and is a predicted model, not a curated record. Gene Ontology annotation, cellular component: nucleus. Bases 234 to 2243 code for a protein of 669 amino acids. NCBI's taxonomy places the organism in Eukaryota, Metazoa, Chordata, Actinopteri, Salmoniformes, Salmonidae.